Molecule: messenger RNA, 3544 nt
Organism: Brassica rapa (field mustard)
Lineage: Eukaryota; Viridiplantae; Streptophyta; Magnoliopsida; Brassicales; Brassicaceae
Product: inactive leucine-rich repeat receptor-like serine/threonine-protein kinase At1g60630
Biological process (GO): protein phosphorylation
Molecular function (GO): protein kinase activity; ATP binding; protein binding
Source: RefSeq, a predicted model, not a curated record
UGAUCGGAGAAUAAGUCUUAAUUCAAAGUCUAAAUCUUUUUCAUAUAACCAACUAAUCAAACAAGGUAAUAGCGCUAUCGAGAAGGAUGUACUAGUAGUUUUUUUAAUUGAAUCAAACGUAUUUAUUUUAAGAUUUCAAGUUCUAGGUCAUGUACUACUACUCCAAGGUCGAAAACCCAUGAACGAAUUGAAGGUCAAACAAAGUAAAUGCUAAUUAAAUGACAGCAGUCUUCUUCUUGGGGGUUUGGUGAUGGACAGGAUUUUCAUUGGUUAAAUUUUGCUCAGCCUUUACGUGAACUCAAGUCACAGUUUAUCUUUAUUACAUUUUCAUCACGCCUAAGCUAAGCAACUCAUAAAUCCGUAAUUAAUUACUACUUCAAUAUCCUCGUUUUAGUGUAAUAAAUAUUUGGAACACCAACCAUGAGUUUGUGAGUUUAUCUUUUUCUUCUUAUCUUCUCAUACACUUUUGACCAAAAGUAAAUUACCUCGUUAUUCUAACCAGCGGUCCAGAAUGAAGUAUAAGAAAUACUAUAAUAUAUUAUAUAUUUAUAAAUUAGUAUUCGAAUAUUCAACAAGAAAAAAGAGGCUGAAAAGAAAGCUCAAUAAUUGGCUUAGAGGCAUGAGGAGCCAGACACCAAUUUUAAAAUCGAAAUACAAUGUCUCUCUUUACUUAAAAUUAUGCACCACCACUAAUUAAUAUGUCCACCACAUUUCUUCUGCUCACCACCAUUGAUCUCACUAUCUCUUUUAUUUAUUUAUUUCUCUUCUCCUUCCAAAACUUUUUUGCUCAGCAGCAGUAACUCCUUGGCCCCAAAACCCAUCUGUCUCUGAAUCUGGCUGGGAAAGAAAGUAAUAACGUCAAUUAUUAUUUCUCUUCCCUUAUUCGUCUCUCCUUCAUAAAAAAACCAUUAUUAAUCAAUGGUAUAUUGUGUGUCCAUCCAUAUAUAUAAAUAUAAAAUAUUCAUGAACGCAUUGAAGAAGGUUGAGUGAGAGAGAGAGAGAAAAAAAAACAAUAAAAGAGUUUUUUACAGGCAUGGCUUCACGUGACAUCUUCAUCGACCAAGAACUUCGAGAAAAGAUACUCUCAAAGUGAGAGAGAGAGAGUUCUCACAUGUUCAUUAAUACUCCUCCUCAUGCUCCCUCCCUCACACCUUCUUCUUCUUCUUCUCUCUAGUCUCUUCCAGUUUCGUAGUAAACCUCCAUCCUUUCUUUCCUUUUCCUUCGAUCGAGAUGCUUUAACAAAUGGGGGCAGAUCUGAAAAGUGACUAAUAAUGGAAAGUGACGGCUAAGAGAUUCAUAAGUUGUCUUUUUAUGGAAACUCGAUUCGACCAUUAUAUUUCAUUUCUGAUUCUUUCUUGAUUCCAUUCACCCUCUUUAGUCAUGGUCUCUUCUUCUCCUCCUCCUCCAUCCACAUUGUUCCUACUCUUUGCUUCUACACUAUUCUUACUUUCUCCGGCGAGAUCCAGCGACGUUGACUCUCUCCUCUCCUUGAAAUCCUCAAUCGAUCCAUCGAACUCGAUUCCAUGGCGAGGAACAGAUCUCUGCAACUGGGAAGGAGUCAAAGAAUGUCUAAACGGAAGAGUCUCCAAGCUCGUCCUCGAGUAUCUAAACCUCACCGGUUCACUCGACGAAAGGAUCCUAAACCAAUUGGACCAGCUUAGGGUUCUCAGUUUCAAAUCAAAUUCCCUCUCCGGUUCAAUCCCUAACCUCUCCGGUUUACACAAUCUCAAAUCGGUUUACCUCAACGACAACAACUUCACCGGCUCCUUCCCGGAGUCUCUCACCUCGCUUCACCGGUUGAAAACUAUUAACCUCUCCGGUAACAGAUUAUCCGGCAAGAUCCCGACCUCGCUCCUCCGUCUCUCGCGGCUGUACACGUUCGAGGUUCAGGACAAUCUCUUCGCCGGUUCGAUUCCUCCUCUUAACCAGACGAGUCUCAGAUUCUUCAACGUCUCCAACAACAAACUCUCCGGCCAAAUCCCGCCGACGCGAGGGUUAAAGCAGUUCGACGAGAGUUCGUUCGCCGGAAACUCCGCUCUCUGCGGCGAUCAGAUUCGAAUCCCGUGCGGAACUUCGCCUGCGCCGUCGAAACCAGCGCCUACUCCGUCUAAGAAGAAGGACAAAGCGAAACUAAUCGGAAUCAUCGCCGGAAGCGCCGCCGGGGGAGUUUUAAUCCUCAUCCUUCUCCUGACGGUUGUCAUCUUCUGCUGUCGACGGAAGCGGCGGAUCAAGUCUCCGAGGGAAGAUAGAAAAGGCAAAGGAAUAGCUGAAGCCCAAGGAGGAGGAGGAGCAACAGCUUCGGAGACGGAGAGGGACAUCGAGAGGAAAGACAGAGGCUUCUCAUGGGAGAGAAGCGAGGAAGGAGCAGUGGGGACUCUCGUUUUCCUCGGAGCCAGCGAUUCAGGCGAGACGACGGUGGUGAGAUACACCAUGGAGGAUCUGCUCAAAGCUUCGGCUGAGACUUUGGGGAGAGGGACGUUAGGGAGCACGUACAAGGCCGUGAUGGAGUCUGGGUUUAUAGUCACUGUGAAGAGGCUCAAGAACGCGAGGUAUCCUCGCAUGGAGGAGUUCAAGAGGCAUGUUGAGAUCCUUGGACAGCUCAGACACCCUAACCUCGUCUCUCUAAGAGCUUACUUCCAGGCUAAAGAAGAACGCUUGCUUGUUUAUGAUUACUUCCCCAAUGGCAGUCUCUUCACUCUCAUCCACGGAACUCGAGCUUCUGGAAACGGGAAGCCUCUUCAUUGGACAUCAUGUCUGAAAAUAGCUGAGGACUUAGCCUCAGCUCUGCUCUACAUACAUCAGAACCCUGGCCUAACUCAUGGGAACUUGAAGUCCUCCAAUGUCCUGUUAGGUCCUGAUUUCGAGUCCUGCCUCACUGACUACGGCCUCAGCAGUCUCCAUGACCCUGACUCGGCUGAAGAAACGAGCGCGGUCUCUCUCUUUUACAAAGCACCAGAGUGUAGAGACCCGCGGAGAGCCUCUACGCAGCCUGCUGAUGUCUACAGCUUCGGGGUCCUUCUCCUCGAGCUUUUAACGGGUAGAACACCGUUCCAGGACCUUGUUCAAGAAUACGGGUCGGAUAUCUCUAGAUGGGUGCGUGCGGUGAGGGAAGAAGAGACUGAAUCAGGCGAGGAGCCGACUUCUUCGGGGAACGAAGCAUCAGAGGAGAAGCUUCAGGCGCUUUUGGGUAUCGCAAAUGUUUGUGUGACCAUUCAACCGGAAAACAGGCCUGUGAUGAGAGAGGUGUUGAAGAUGGUGAGGGAUGCAAGAGCCGAAGCACCGUUCUCGUCUAACAGUAGCGAACAUUCACCGGGGAGAUGGUCUGAUACAGUUCAGAGCUUGCCAAGGGAAGAUCAAGUGAGCAUAUAGAGAACAAUAGAUGUGGUGCCUUCUUCAUUGCUUUUCUCGAGUAACUUUUGUGAUUCUUGGAGUAGGUUUCAUAGUGUAAAGCUUCUUUCUUCAUUUCCCGUAACGCCAUUUUGAUUCAGCGACCUGUAGGACUUGCAUGAGAUUUGUUGAAUUUAUUAAAUUUGAGAAGUUGGCA